Molecule: messenger RNA, 2476 nt
Organism: Aspergillus versicolor CBS 583.65
Lineage: Eukaryota; Fungi; Ascomycota; Eurotiomycetes; Eurotiales; Aspergillaceae
Product: RBR-type E3 ubiquitin transferase
Exons: 2
Coding region: 240-2099 (619 amino acids)
Biological process (GO): positive regulation of proteasomal ubiquitin-dependent protein catabolic process; protein polyubiquitination; ubiquitin-dependent protein catabolic process
Cellular component (GO): cytoplasm; ubiquitin ligase complex
Molecular function (GO): zinc ion binding; ubiquitin conjugating enzyme binding; ubiquitin protein ligase activity
Source: RefSeq, a predicted model, not a curated record
CCCUGGACGCAACUGCCCGCUUCCCGCUUCACUGCCGAGUUUAUGACGAUCUAUUAUCGCUGUGUCCUUGAACCUCUGCACUCGCUUUUAUACACCCCAGGAAAAGAAAAAGAAGUAAAAGAGGGAUAUUUAUAAGGGGACCAGUAUUCUCGGGGAGCUGCUGGCCCACCUCGCCACUCUGCUUCUGGCCCCAAAACCGAUCGAGGACCUGCAACUCUCAACCCUCCGUGUCCGUCUUGAUGGUUUUAGCUGUCACUAUGGAGUCGGAGACUUCUUUCGACGAUGAACGAUAUGAAGAACUCUCAUCCAUUGCGGCCAUUUUCCCAGAAAUCAAGACCGACUCGACAUCCGCAUACCGGGUCUCCCUCGAUAUACCGGUAAAACCGACGACACCUCUAAAUGUCUGUUUCUAUCAACACCCGGAAGUCGGCUUUCCUGCGGUUCUCACCCCUCCGACCUCCCUCGAUGCUAACGAAGUCGGCCUUGGCUCCAAAGCUAAACUAGGCAACGAUCACUCAACCGCGGACAACGAAAGGGACGUACAUGUUCUUGCUCAUUUGCCGCCUCUCAGUCUUGAGAUUGAACUCCCGGAAGGAUAUCCCUCAACCAAGCCUCCUGUAUUUAAACUCAGCACCAACCCGCAAUGGCUGCCUUUAUGGGCCGUUUCAAAACUCUUGGACGAUGGUACACGCCUUUGGGAAGAAAGUGGCCGGUCUCUCGUCAUCUACACCUAUAUAGACCAUCUUCAACAAUUGGCAGAAACGGCAUUUGGCAUAGACGAAGCGUCGGGUGGCGAAGUACGGCUUGCGAGGGAGCUCAAGAUUGCUUUGCUUGAUUUUAAUAACAAAGCAGAGCGCGAGAAGUUCGAGCACGAAACUUUCGAAUGUGGGAUUUGCCUUGAGCCAAAAAAAGGAACGAAUUGUCACCGUCUGAUGCUUUGCUCACAUGUUUUCUGCGUGUCUUGUUUGCAGGACUUUUACAAUACCUGCAUUUCCGAAGGAGAUGUUGAAGGCGUAAAGUGUCUGGCUCCUGACUGUGGUCAAGAACAAAAUACGUUACCGGGCCAAACGAAAACGCACAAAAAACGGGAUCGAACGCUCAGCCCAUCAGAAUUACUGCAAAUACCCCUUGAACAAGAAACCGUUCAACGCUAUGUUUUUUUGAAACGGAAACGGAAGCUUGAAGCUGACAAGACGACUGUUUACUGCCCUCGGAAAUGGUGCCAGGGCGCGGCGCGGUCAAAGAAACAUCCUAAGCCGACUGAUCCCAUGGCAGACGACUUGGAGGGUUCGGAUGAAGAAACAGAGGGUCUUGUCUUCGACCCCCUCGGGGAUGAAAGUCAACUACCUCCUAUGGCCGACCGUCUAGCUAUUUGUGAGGAUUGCAAUUACGCCUUUUGCUGCGUGUGUAAGAAAGGUUGGCAUGGAGAACUUAUGCGGUGCUUCCCUCGACGACAAGCGGAGUUGUCGGCCGAGGAGAGGGCAACCGAGAAUUAUCUCAGGCUAUACACAUCUGCCUGCCCAACAUGCGAUGCUCCGUGCCAGAAGCGUUUGGGUUGCAAUCAUAUGAAGUGCUUCAAGUGCGAUACGCACUUCUGUUACCUCUGCUCUGCUUGGCUUUCAGAGACAAAUCCAUACCACCACUUCAACGACCUUACUAGCGCCUGCUUUAAUCGACUAUGGGAUCUGGAAGGUGGCGACGGUGUCGAUCCUGAAGGAGCCGAAGCUCUGCACCGAGUUCCUGAUGCUCUACUUUUCGACGACAGCAGCGACGACGAGGAUCAACAUCCGUGGGGGGUGAACAAUGGACCUGCAAGACAGCCUCCACCUCCGGCUCCAGUGCCCCCACGAGUCAACCAUGUCGGUAUUGGGAAUCCCGAAAUAGGGCGUAACGCCAACGGUCUCGAUGCCGCGGGUCGAGCAGCUGCAGCCGAACGACAAGCUCAAGCUCGAGCGAUGGCAGAGAUCAGGGCUGGCAGGGGACCUGAGCGAGCUGAACAAGCUGUUGUCCCACGCGCAGGCCUCCAGCGGUUUCUCGACCUCGUCCAAAACGAUCGGGAAGACGAGUGGGACAGCGACGAACUAGAAGAUGGUUUUUAAACCCUCCGCCGCCACUUGUUCAUCUACAACCUCUGUCUAUUAUAUUACGAUCCUAUUUAAGCGCAUGCAUCUCACCAACAAUUUACGAUUUCACGAUCAAAUCACGACCAUAAAACAGUUUUCGGGGCAACCUUCUAACUAUGAUAUCUCUACCCAAGGGCGGAUUUGUUUUUGUGUGUUUUUUUUUUUUUUUUUUUUGCGCGUUUUCCUUUUUAUCAUUUUGCAUUUGUAUUAGCGGUUGAUCAUGAUCUUGAUGACUAUCUCCAUUGAUCUAGCGUUGCUUCUAUCGAACUCUUUUUUUUCGUCCUGUACAAGAUGUUGCAGUUGCUCUGUAUUCGGAUAGGUACCUGGUCUUUAUGUCUUGCCUGGUUCGUAUA